Alternaria rosae is the source of this 1444-nucleotide messenger RNA. RefSeq lists its product as uncharacterized. The coding region runs from base 205 to 1329 and encodes 374 amino acids. The transcript has a single exon. The record is from RefSeq and is a predicted model, not a curated record. Lineage: Eukaryota; Fungi; Ascomycota; Dothideomycetes; Pleosporales; Pleosporaceae.
CGCUUGCCGAAGGCGUUGCGGAACAGGUCCGGUCACGACCAAGCGAUUACGAUUCGCGCGUUGUUUACCUCCUACUGGUGCUACAGUUUUGAUUAGACGUACCGGUACGAGAAAGAGCUUGUGUUGCGAAUUACCAACUUUGCUGGUGGUUGUGCAGAAUUGCAGACAUAAUCACGGAUCGGCAUCUACCCGUGAACCACCAUCAUGGCAUUGACCAACUUCAACCCAGAUGCCUUCUUCGAGACCUGGACAGAAGAAGAAUACUCCCCGCGGUGCAACAACAAGCCCCUAGCACAGUGUUUAGGAGAAUCCUUCGGCAUCCCCCCAACCGAUAAAUACAUCUACCGCGCCCAAGCCGAAACAACCCUCCACGCCACCCAAAGAGCCAUCGAAGCGAAGAGGGCCCACGGUCUCCAUGGAUGGUACCACGAUGACUCCGGAAAACCCUUUGACCCACCCCAAUACCCAACUGCUGAGGAAAUUCACGCCUACACCGUCCUCUUCUCCCCUCAACACAACCUCCCCACAGCCCUGAACAACUUUACCAAAUCCGCAAAAGCCGACACUCUACGCAAACGCAUAGGAAACCACCUAACCAGCCGCUUACUCAACAAAUCAACCCAGAGCCUGCUUCCAGCGAAAAGAGAUCCCAAAAAGCCCGCUCGCCAGCACAAAAACCCCUACCUCGAUCUCUGGACCUACUCCUGUGAAGAACUAGAAUGGGCCGGCCCCUUACCCUCAACAACACAUACCCGAAUCUCACAUCACAUCCUCCCAAUCUUUUACCACCACUUCGGCUGCGUCGUCCCGUCUUACGCCGCUUUACACGUCUUGGCUAAACUGGCUCAGCCGGCGCGGCCAGCGAAGGAGAAUGUACUACCUAUCCUGGAUAUAGGGAGCGGAAAUGGGUAUUGGACGUACAUGCUCCGUAACUUCCCUGUUUCGCAUAUUGGUACGGAGAAGGGACUUGAUGUCCGGGCUAUUGAUAAUCAGGUUAGUGAGUAUCGUGUGACGUGGGUUAAGGAUACGAUUAUUGUGGAUGGGAAGGAGUAUCUCAAACGGCAUGAUGGCGGGAAGGGGUGCGUAUUAUUACUCGUCUACCCGCAAGCGACAGGGGGGUUUACGGGGCCGCUGCUCAAGGCGUUCGCAGGAGAUAGGAUUGUGGUUGCGGGAACGCAGAAUGGGAAUGGGUUUACGGGGUUUCAGGAUAUGAUAGUGGACGAGUGGGUAGAGAAGAAUCUGAAGGCGUUUGAGUUGGUGCUGAGGAUGCCGUUGCCGAGUUUUGCGGGCAAGGACGAGGCGCUGUUUGUGUUUGAGAGGAGGAAGUAAGAGGGGUGGGAUGCGGAAGGGAGGGCAUAGAGGUCACGGACGCAAGGAUAGGGAUUGUAUCAUACAGCAUCUUAUAGCUGUUCAUAUUCAUCAUUCAUAUCGUAGGACAUGCCAG